AUGGCUGAAGCUUGUUUCCAGAUAAUUAAAACUGGAUGGGCAGUUAAACUUGGCCAACGUGUAAAAUCAUGGAAAAGAAGAUGGUUUGUUCUUCUUGGAAAUGGACAUUUAAGAUAUUUCGUAGACAAAUCAACGUACAUUGAGCAAGGCUGCAUGAUUUUAACAAAAAAUACAUGCAUAACAGUUUCAUGCGCUACCUCAUCCGGCGUUCCUAUUAACAUUGUAAACAAAAAAAGAACGUUAAUCAUGACAUGUGAAACUCAUGCAGAAGCAGAGGACUGGUAUAACAAAUUAAAGGAUGUCUGCGAUACUCUUGAAAAAUGA
Molecule: messenger RNA, 324 nt
Organism: Trichomonas vaginalis G3
Lineage: Eukaryota; Parabasalia; Trichomonadida; Trichomonadidae
Product: PH domain-like family
Exons: 1
Coding region: 1-324 (107 amino acids)
Source: RefSeq, a predicted model, not a curated record